Molecule: messenger RNA, 678 nt
Organism: Scomber scombrus (Atlantic mackerel)
Lineage: Eukaryota; Metazoa; Chordata; Actinopteri; Scombriformes; Scombridae
Product: claudin-3-like
Exons: 1
Coding region: 7-678 (223 amino acids)
Biological process (GO): cell adhesion; bicellular tight junction assembly
Cellular component (GO): bicellular tight junction; plasma membrane
Molecular function (GO): structural molecule activity
Source: RefSeq, a predicted model, not a curated record
GGCCUCAUGUUCAGGCAGCUGGAGUUCGCUGCCCUGGGUGUGGCCUUCACAGGGUGGCUUUGUGCCAUUCUGACGCGCUGCCUGGCCCUUUGGAAAGUGAGCGGCACUCUGGACAACACCACCGCUUCCCUGCCUGCCUAUUGGGAUGGGGUGUGGCUGGAAUGGGACCACUGGGACUUGGCCCACGAUGGAAGCCUACACUGCUCCUUUUACCAGUCUCUCAUGUCUCUUUCUGGAAGUUUUCGGACGUGGAGGGCGCUCAUCAUGGCAGCCAUCGGUGCCGGGGCUUUUGCUGCAGUGAUUGGAGCAGUGGGGGCUGUGUGGUUCCCUAACCGUGGCCAGAUCAAAGUGUUUUCUGGUGCUCUCUUUGUUUUGUCUGGAAUGCUGCUGCUGGUUCCCACAGCCUGGACAUGCCAUCACACCAGUCAGCCACUGGAGGGAGCUGUGCUGCUGAGAAGAGACUGGGGACCAGCGCUGUAUGUUGGAUGGAUUUCAUUUGCCUUGAUGCUGGUCGGAGGGGUCUUUCUCACCACCAGAUGCCCUGAUUUUGACAGGCAGGCACAGCAGACUGAGAGCAGUUAUGCAAAUACAGAAGAGGACGCUAACCACCCACUGAGCAGGAUCAACAGGACUACGUUCACACACAGCCAGUAUGAGCGCAGACCAGAGCCUAUCUGA